AUGAUUGGUGCUGGUUGGUUUAAGGGUUUAUGCUUGGGUUAUCUUGGAUUCCCUUGGCCAUUUUACAUUGUUUGCCCUCAACAUCAUCGCACCCUCCACGCUCCACUCUGUCUCAGCGACUUUGUCUUCAUCUUUCUUCUACGAGAUUUCAGUCUACGAACCAGAAAAGCCAGAAACGCAGACAACUCGCACUCUUCAUAUUCUCCAAGUCUCAAUUUAGGGUUCCGAUUUUCUCAAUCUCACAGGGUGGGUGAUAUGGCUCGGUUGCCAUUAAGGCAAAAGAUGAGAUUGCAAGCUGUUGUCCUUAUUUUGCGCAUAAGGAUCAUGGAAAGCAUGUUUAAUAUGCUUAUGUUUCUUGCUAUGAUCAGUUUUGGUUUUGCUUAAAUUGUAGAUUUUUUUCUUUGAUUUGAUGUACUUGUUGCAUGAAGCUUAGCUGUGUUUUUUAAUUUUAUUUCAUAUUCUCUUUUCAAAAAUUUUAA
Messenger RNA from Ipomoea nil (Japanese morning glory), 479 nucleotides. RefSeq lists its product as uncharacterized. The transcript has 4 exons. The record is from RefSeq and is a predicted model, not a curated record. NCBI's taxonomy places the organism in Eukaryota, Viridiplantae, Streptophyta, Magnoliopsida, Solanales, Convolvulaceae. Bases 1 to 384 code for a protein of 127 amino acids.